AUGAAUAUAGAACGAGCAACUCAAUCAAAAGUCGAGAUGAGUAUCCUGGCUAGCCACAAACGAAGCUUGCAACACUCCCAGCAAUCCAGCUCCACAGUCAACUCGCCAAUGACAACUCGCCUGUUAAAUAUACAUAAUUCGCCAGCUGAGCGCUCGCCCGCGAGUAUCAUGCAGCUGCAACCGAUAUCGGCCAUCGAACUACAGUGCUUCAGCGCCAUCUCAAAAGACAUAUAA
This is a messenger RNA of Penicillium chermesinum, 234 nucleotides long. RefSeq lists its product as uncharacterized. NCBI's taxonomy places the organism in Eukaryota, Fungi, Ascomycota, Eurotiomycetes, Eurotiales, Aspergillaceae. The transcript has a single exon. The record is from RefSeq and is a predicted model, not a curated record. The coding region runs from base 1 to 234 and encodes 77 amino acids.